Helicoverpa zea (corn earworm) is the source of this 2392-nucleotide messenger RNA. RefSeq lists its product as uncharacterized. The record is from RefSeq and is a predicted model, not a curated record. The transcript has 6 exons. Gene Ontology annotation, cellular component: nucleus. The coding region runs from base 108 to 1175 and encodes 355 amino acids. Lineage: Eukaryota; Metazoa; Arthropoda; Insecta; Lepidoptera; Noctuidae.
CAUCGAAAACGUCAAUUUCAGUGCUUGUCUAUGGUUGUUGUUUAGCUAUGUUUGUCAGUGAACUGUUGAAUAAAAUUUCUGUAAUUUGAUAUUUUAGAAUAUAAAAAAUGAGUGCAGCAUCGUUAAAAAUGGAUGCUAAUUUAACGAGCAUGUGGGUGAGUUUCUUCACCGCAGCGGGUAUACCAUCAGAUGUGUCAGCAACAUAUGCCCUCACGUUCACCGAGAACCGCAUCCAGAAUGACAUGCUCUUGGACUUGAACAAGGAAUACUUACGAGAUAUGGGAAUAUCUCGGAUGGGAGAUGUUAUUGCUAUAUUGAGACAUGCAAAGCAAGUGCAUGAGAGCACAGCUCGUGACCGCGUGUUGAGCACAGCAGUGCCUCCUACAGCUAAAGUGCCCGUUGCUGCCAUCACCGGACGAGCCACUGUGUCACAGCCUUCAUCUCCUGCCAGUCGCAUUUUGGAGCACUACACACGCAACCCGCCGCCUCAGGAGUCUCCUAGCCCGCCAUCACAACUCAAGAGGAAAUCUUUGGAAACUGGGAAUGACGACAUCAGUAUGAAAAAGUCGCGUCUCAUACGAUUUUCCGCGUCGCAGACCCCAGCAGCCAAAGAAGGUCCUUCCAAGACAGUUUUCGCCAGGCUCGGUAACUCUGAACAAAUAAAGACAGCUCCAGUCACCACAAAGGCGUCAGUAAAACCUAUUUACGCUCGCCUCGGGUCCAAAUCCGAGCAGCUCAGUGACGACAACACUAUACCCAUAGACAAGGAUGCUCUCAAAUACGAAGGCAUCCUUAAAAGCACGCCUGACAUCUCCAAAAAGGUUUUCACAGUCACCACAUCGAAGAAUAAUGUAAGAAAAAUUGCUGUUGGCACUAUGAGGGCAGAUGAGACUCCCGUCAGUGUGAAAGCAAAGUUAGCAGGAGCUAAGUCGGUUAAAUUCUCGAGCCAUGUUCAGUAUAAAGAAAUUGAGGCUGUUCGGAAAGCAAAUCAGACAGUACCAGUUCAAAAGCCCAUUCAGAGACCUGUGCAGAAGUUCACGCCAGUGUUCAACAAGCCUGAAAGAAGGUUGUCAAUGCCCGAGCCCGGGAAAGAUGGCGUCAAAGCUAGGUUAGGAGCGAAGAACACAAACAAUUUGACAAUCACUAGGAACGUUUUCAACAGAUUGGGCGUUUGAUGUUAAAAGUUAAUGUGGUAUGUGAUUAAUUGAUUACGUAAUAUUUUGUGAUCGCUGUUGUCAGCGUAAGAUUCUCCUUAAAGGCGAAAUAAUCGCUGCUGGAUAAUUCAAGGUGGAUGAAGGUUGAUUUGUAAACCACUAUGGAUGGUUUAUGUGAGAAUGAGCGAGGUAUCGAAUAUUUUACGUGAUCUUUAAGCAUUUGUGAUUAAUAUACAGACAAUCAGUUAUUUUUAGGCUUGAGCACACUACAAAUUGAUUAUGAGUGCACUGUAGACUGGUCACUGUUCUGUGUGGCUCAGCCUUGGUUUGUACUUUGUGUUUUUGUGUUGGUGCUGCUUUUUUUGACAUGUGCGAUUUCGUUUUGAAAUAUUAGUUAGAAAUUAUUUAGUAGCCGAUUAACAUUUCAUAGGAUCUGCAUUCAUUUGUUUUUCUUGUAAUUUGUAAUACGAAAUAUUAGUAAUGUGCUUGGUUAAGUCAUAAUUUACUGAUAGUUUGGUCUCAUUAAUAUUUUUGCAUUAAAUCUUUAUUUAAUAAGUACUCAGAAGGUGCAGUGUCCUGUGAUUAUAACAUUGUCAUAAGGAUUUCUUUUUUGACUUGUUGAUUAUUAUCUAAUCUCUGAUUUCUUUAUUUAGAUUAAAUUACAUUUUCAUGAUAUUGAUAAGGGCUGCCAUUCACUGAAAUAAAAAGAGUAUACCUAAAUUUAGGUUAGGUUGACAUUAAAAAAAGUUGCCAUUAGUUACAAAAUCCACAAUCAUAAUAAACAAUGCGUCUCUAGUGCCCCGUUUUUUUGACUCAGUCUUUUUUAACCAAUCAAAAAACGAAUUAUGACAUUAAAAAAAAAAGAACCAUCCCUGACAGAGAGGCAGCCCCGUUUACUAUUAACGUUACCUAUGUAACUACAUAAGUAAAUAUUAAUUGUAGAUUAUUAAAUAAAAAUAAACUGAUAUAAUACUGCCCCAAAAUAACAUUAACUUCCUUACUGCAGCUUCAUGCACAUUUUGCGUGCGUUCACGAAAACGUCUCUAUAUAAUAUUUUUAUUAUCUAUGGUAACACUAUCGUAACUUCCGAUCAGAUUUCGUGUAAGAAUUUGACUUUUAUACCUAAGAUCUAGAUUACGUUAAUUUAAUUUACUUUAAGUUGUGUUAGUAUAAUCAUUUCUCUUCCUAAUUACAUUUUCUAUGUAAAUAUUAUGAGAAAUAAAUAACUAUUAAAUGUU